Ascoidea rubescens DSM 1968 is the source of this 851-nucleotide messenger RNA. It is a transcript of the gene RPL11A, whose product is annotated as 60S ribosomal protein uL5. Bases 131 to 655 code for a protein of 174 amino acids. Gene Ontology annotation, molecular function: RNA binding; structural constituent of ribosome. NCBI's taxonomy places the organism in Eukaryota, Fungi, Ascomycota, Saccharomycetes, Ascoideales, Ascoideaceae. Gene Ontology annotation, cellular component: cytosolic large ribosomal subunit; ribosome. The transcript is spliced from 2 exons. The record is from RefSeq and is a predicted model, not a curated record. Gene Ontology annotation, biological process: translation.
CACCUAUCUGUUUGGUAAGAAGGGCAAUACAAAGAGUUGAACUAUCUAUUGGUUUGAAGAUUAUAUUUUAUAAUUUUUAUAUAUAUCAAAAUAUUAAAUUGAAUCAAUAUUAUAAUAUAUUAUAUUCAAAAUGUCAGCCAAAGCUCAAAAUCCUAUGAAAGAUCUUAAGAUCGAAAAACUUGUUUUAAACAUUUGUGUUGGUGAAUCAGGAGAUAGACUAACCAGAGCCUCUAAAGUUUUGGAACAAUUGUCUGGUCAAACCCCAGUUCAAUCAAAGGCUAGAUUUACAGUUAGAACCUUUGGUAUUCGUCGUAAUGAAAAAAUUGCAGUUCAUGUCACAAUUAGAGGCCCAAAAGCUGAAGAAAUCUUGGAACGUGGAUUAAAAGUCAAAGAAUACCAAUUGAGAAAUAGGAAUUUUUCAGAGACUGGAAACUUUGGAUUCGGUAUUGACGAACAUAUUGAUUUAGGUAUUAAAUACGACCCAAGUAUUGGAAUUUACGGUAUGGAUUUCUACGUUGUUAUGGGCAGACCUGGAUUUCGUGUUGCCAGAAAGAAACAUUGCAAAGCCAAGGUUGGUCUUUCUCAUAAGAUCACUAAAGACGAUUCUAUCAAAUGGUUUAAGGAAAAAUAUGAUGCUGAUGUUUUAAAUAAAUGAGUUUAAUGUAAUAAAAUUAAUUAAUAAACACCAUAAAAUUAGUAUAUUUAAUAAAUUUUAUUCCACACUAAGGGCGCGAAUUUUGAUUUAUUAGAUAAGAGUAAUUUAAUUUCAUUUCAUUUAAUUUAGUUUAGAUAGCACUAAUAUUAUAUUAUGAAAACUGUAUAAUCGUGAUAAGAAAGUGACAAUGCAAGGC